UGAUCGUUUUCAUCAUCUUCGGGUCUUUUGGUGGUGAGCAGCACGGCUCGGUGUUUUGAAGGGUUUCUCGAUUGAUCAUCUCAUCUUCCGGUUAGAUACUUCGGAGAGCCCUUGAAGCCGAUCGUGAUAGUUAAAAUUAACUAGUCCGCUGGUUAGGCGCUUGGUGAGAGAUUACCGCGAGCUAGGAUGGCAGGCCUUCCUCAUCGUUCAGGGACGGUGAAGACCACCACGACGAUGGGCUCGAGUGAUGACGAGGUCAUUGGGGACUCUGAUUUGGGCGGUACAACCUCCAUCCUAGUCGAGAGAUUACGAGCAUGGAAACACAUGGUCGGAUAUCUCGAAAAUUAUGUCAGCGCGACGCAAAAGGUGCAAAAGGCGCAAUCCAAGGAAUUCGAGAAGAUCUUGAAGACUGUUUCCGAACCCCUAAGGGAAGCGCAUCACUUCGUUCAGGGUGAAGGUGGAGUAGCUGGGUUGUUUGAAAGCUUACGGGUCAACACUCGGGGCAUUGCGGACAUGUACCUCGAAACCGAGAAGAGCCUCAAGUCUACUGUCCUCCCGAUUCUCGAAAAACUACACGGCGAGAUAAAAGCCAAAUCCAAAGAACUCCAUAAUGGAGCUACUAAGGCUGCGAAGCAGGUCGCCAAGGCGCGCACGACUACCCAGAAGCAUAUCGAACUUCUCGGGCAAUAUACUGCGGCCUUCGAUUCCGCGACAAAAUCAAAACAGGAGGCCUUGAAUGACCCGUACAUCCUGUCGCGCGGGGUGGUAUACCGCCUGAACAAGCAAAUCACUGAAGAGAAUAAUAAUUUGAAAGAGCUCCUCGCCAUACAGAACUCUUUCCAACAAUUCGAGGCGCACAUCCUGGAAACAGUGCAGGAUGCGCUCAAUCGGUUCUUCCAAUGUAUGGGUGCCCAGUCCGAUCGGCAGCGGGCCAUGUACGCCGACAUGGUCAGCACAGGACAGCAGAUCCCAACGGACUUUGAAUGGGCGAACUUCUUUGAGAAAAACGAUGCUUCUCUGAUCAACCCCAACACUCCGCCGCGCUCUAUGUCUAAUAUCACGUUCCCCAACCAAGAGCACCGCUCGACAAAACCCCUAGUGGAAGGGACGAUACAGCGCAAAUCUCGUGCCGUCAUGAAAGGAUAUAGUGACGGAUAUUAUGUGGUGACACCAGCAGGCUUCCUUCACGGGUUCAAGGACAAUGACGACCUCCGUCACGAUCCCCAGCCUGAUAUCUCUCUCUACCUGCCCGACUGCACCAUCGGCAACUUCGAUGGGCUCAAAUUCUCCGUCAAGGGGAAGGAUGUGUCCGGAGGCAAAGUCGGAAACGCCUUCCAUAUGACCUCUGAACUACACUUCAAGACACAUAGCAAGAACCAGAUCGAUGAAUGGGCGAGUGCGCUCUCUAGCUUCGUUGGAUCAUCCUCGGCCGGCGGCAGCCAGCCAACCAGCCCCACGGUGCAGAGGAGCGCGAGCGCCCCGCGGUCCCCGACGGCGACGGAGUCUGCUGUCAUGCCACCGUUGGCUGAGAGUAAGCCUGUUGAUGAGAAGGCGGAUCCUGCGGCUGCGCCCGCGCAGAAGCAAGAAGAUGGGAUUGUUGCCGUGGAUAAGGGGGAGAAAUCCGCAUAAAGAAGGCUGUUGAACCAUUGCCCGAUCCUUUGCAUAUCACCCAUCAUUAUUAUUAUCAUUAUCAUUAUUAUUAUUAUUAUUUUCGGUUGUGCAUCUUGGAUUUCUGUCUAUACCCUUUGGAUAUAUUGCCCAAUGCCUCGUCGAUCUCAAAUUGGGUUGAUGAUAUAUGUUAUACCAUGAAUCUCGGCAUCUGUAUUUCGGUUGACAUCUAUCUUCUACUAUUAAUUUUAUCUCUCUUGAGGCGUCUCCCUAAGCGUAGCACGCUCUCAA
Coccidioides immitis RS is the source of this 1899-nucleotide messenger RNA. Its product is annotated as PH domain-containing protein. The transcript is spliced from 4 exons. Lineage: Eukaryota; Fungi; Ascomycota; Eurotiomycetes; Onygenales; Onygenaceae. Bases 187 to 1629 code for a protein of 480 amino acids. The record is from RefSeq and is a predicted model, not a curated record.